Paramacrobiotus metropolitanus is the source of this 2449-nucleotide messenger RNA. Its product is annotated as nucleotide sugar transporter SLC35D1-like. The record is from RefSeq and is a predicted model, not a curated record. The transcript has 8 exons. Lineage: Eukaryota; Metazoa; Tardigrada; Eutardigrada; Parachela; Macrobiotidae. Gene Ontology annotation, molecular function: GDP-fucose transmembrane transporter activity; antiporter activity. Gene Ontology annotation, cellular component: Golgi apparatus. Bases 1551 to 2105 code for a protein of 184 amino acids.
CCUACGCUUUCGGUCGGCAGCCAGACGGCUACAAUUGCGUCUAUGCAUGUGUACGUUCAUUCAUAAAUUUUUGACUGACUGCGUAGUGCGUACUGCCCGUCUGCUCGUUUUGUGGCUUUUUCAUGCCUUUGUUAUUUGUAACACUGUAACAGAGGCUUUGUUUGCUAAAUUUGUAUUUUUUCCGAUGAAUUAAUGGAAAAGUUCAAGAAUUAUGAAGGGUUCAAGAAUUUAAGUUUGCAUAUGCGUUUAUUCCUGCAUAUCUCCGGUUUGACUCAAUGAGAGUGAUCUUUGGUUGUCGUUCGUGAAAAAUCCUCAUCAAAAACUUACCACCAACAUGAGAGCUUCGAAAUAAUUCACUUUGGUGUAGAAGUAGCUAACCAGGUCUUUGUUACUUUGUGUACUUGUAAAAGCUGUUGGAGUUGCGAUAUGUGUGAGUAUCAUUUGGCCUUUGGCUAUCAAUUUCGAGACGAUGCUUUGGAUUGUGAUAACUUGAAGGAUAUGCUUUUGUAACUUCGGCUGAUGUGGCAAGCGGACGAGAAGCUGUGCUUUGGGACAUCACGAGACAGAAAAUGCACUUUCACGACGGGAUGCGGAAAAUCGGUUCGGCAUUAUUGUACGCUAUCUGCUCUCUCCUGCUUAUGACGAUCAACAAGAGCGUCUUGACGUCGUAUGGGUAUGUGCACGCUGCAGCAAAUUCCGAUGAAUGUUUUUUUUAGAAAAAACGCUUAUAAAUUGUUUGAUUUGUGUGCGUUUGAGCAGAUUUCCAUCUUAUGAACUGAUUUGCGCAGGUAACUGUAGUCACUAAUCACUGAUAGUCUGAAAAAAAAAGGAUAAAUGAAAUCAUGCAACGUAAUAUCAUCACUAAUAUGUACCAAUUGAUUCGUGAGACACGUGAGACUCUUUGACGUGAGACAGUUUGAUUUACAAUGUAUAUUGUCUAAACUGUUUUUGUUAACCAGAUAGCAUUUUUGUUUUGACGGUACGAUUUGGGAAUCUUGAGGAUUUGUUAUAAGCAUCUUCAUUUAUUUUAUGCCGAACAAUGUGCCAGCUGCUGCCGUGCCAGAUUUACUUCGUAUGCAGUUGACCAAAAUUACUGAUUUCAGAUGAUUACCACGGUAGUGGUUUUAAGCACUACAAAAGGUUUUAUUCAGCACUUUUUCCCAACCCGACCCCACAUGGUUUUCGAAAGGUAACAGCUUACAGAUCGUGAACAGGAUGGAAAACCUUCGCAGCACUGUAAACAUUGGCAGGCUGGGAAACAGAAACCAACCCGAAAUAUCAAUAUAACUACACAUAGGACAAUUACGCAGCCUCUAAUACAAAAUCGCAAUACUAACCUGAUCAUUUUUGUGCCGCCAAGUCCAAAAAACAAAUUACCGGCGAAAAUUAACGACAGUGGAGCAACCUGAAAGGUUCAACGGUAACGAUAAAGCUCCAUGAAAGCUCCUCGAAGCAGUGCUGUUUGCGGACUACUGGUUUCUGCGGUGAGGAUACUUUAGUUUUCGAAUAGCGUUAUUCCAUCGCGGUCAGUCCAGACCGCCGUGUGUGGUAUGGUUCUGGGAAGUGUUGUGGCGGCUGUGCAUGACUUGUCGUUCACUUAUACGGGAUAUUUCUUCGUCCUCAUGAAUGAUGUUUUCACGGCUGCUAAUGCCGUAUGCAUUAAGAAAAUUCCCAAUUCCAAGGAACUGGGGCAAUAUGGAUUGAUGUUAUACAGUUCCGCGCUCAUGUUGAUCCCGUCGCUAGUGUAUACUUGUGGGACAGGCCAGCUGACUAAGGCAAUGGAGUUUGCGAAAUGGACAGAUUUGGGAUUUGUUGUGCGCUUUGGCUUAUCCUGCAUUAUGGGAUUCGUGAUCAAUUAUACAGUCGUAUUGUGUACCCAUUAUAAUUCGGCUCUCACAACGACAGUAAUUGGCGCUUUAAAGAACAUUUUGACAGUAUACUUUGGGAUGUAUGUUGGAGGAGAUUACAUUUUUGAUGUCUGGAAUUUUCUGGGAUUGAAUAUCAGUGUGGUUGCCCGUCUAUUAUAUUCCUACGUGGUAUUUUUCGAGUCUGAAAGGAAGCAGACAAAAACAGUCCGUGUGUUUACUGGAAUAUCGGCGGUAUAAAGGAACGUGCUACAGCCUUUCCAGAAUUCCUUACCAUAUGUGUCCUUACAUUUUGCUGUGAUAUGGAUAUCUUCCAUAUUCUUUAUAAGAAGUUUUUAUAACAGUAUUACUCUGUACAAUAUGCUCGUUUUGCGUUGUUUUAUUGCAGUUUGGUUUGAGCUGUCUCUGCACAUUGUUUGAAUUUUAAGUUCAGAAAUCUCACGUGUACCUAAAUUCUUAAAUCGUCAAUGCUGCGAAAGAAUCAUUUUAAGCAAACUAUUUGACGCAGUUCUUUACGUUGCCAAAUUUCUGUUGAAAAUUACGUAUAAAAAAACAACAGGCAAAUGCCGAAAUGCGGCUCUUUU